AUGGACUUUUGUUUCAGGGUGUGCACGAAGCAGUGUUUUGGGUGGCAUCGGGAGGGGGAAGGUUUCUUUCUUUUAAUCCAGGUUUUAUUUUUCAAAGGGUACGUGACUACUAUCCUGGAAGACGCAAAAAUUUACUCGAGCCACGCCAAGAAAUUCAGCGUCGAUGCAGAUGACGUGAGGUUGGCAAUCCAGUGUCGAACUGACCAGUCCUUUACAUCUCCCCCUCCAAGAGACUUCUUGUUAGAUAUCGCAAGGCAGAAAAAUCAGACACCGCUGCCGUUGAUAAAGCCUUAUUCUGGGCCUAGGCUCCCGCCUGACAGAUACUGCUUGACAGCUCCCAACUACAGGCUGAAGUCCUUGCAGAAGAAGGUCUCUUCCUCUGCAGGAAGAAUAACGGUCCCGCGCCUGAGUGUUGGUGCUGUCAGCAGCCGGCCCAGCACUCCCACCUUAGGUACACCUUCAGCACAAACAGUGUCUGUCUCAACAAAAGUUGGUGCCCCGGUGUCGCUGACGGGUCAGAGGUUCACUGUACAGAUCCCGUCUUCUCAGGCAGCUGUCAAGUCAGCCACACCAACUACUCCGACAGUUCAGAAUGUUCUGAUUAAUCCUUCAUUAAUUGGACCAAAGAACAUUCUUAUCACUACAAAUAUGGUGUCGUCCCAGAACACAUCCAAUGAAGCGAAUCCCUUGAAGAGGAAGCACGAAGAUGAUGAUGACUACGAUAAUUUGUGAAGAGACUGUCCGGUCCCCUCCCGUGCUUCAGACUGAGUCUGACAGGGGUUUUGCCAGGAAUUCUUUGUAAAUGGUGGGAGAGCAUGUAAAUACUCUGUUAAAGUGCAGUUGGGCGUGGGGCGAGAGGGAGAACGUUGCCUGUGGAAAGAUGAGCUCACGGCUGCCCUUUUCCCGCAGCCUGUCGUGUGUUUUGAACCCCGGGCGCAGGGGGAGCAGUGGCCAGCACCCCACAGAACAGCCUUCACGUCUCUCUCACCUUACUGCUGAGAGACGUGUCUGGUGAGCCGGGUGCUGCCCUGGGCCAAGCAAAAAGAAUUUUUAGAAACUGUGGAGUGGUGUGACCUAGAUAUUCAUUUCAAAUAACCACAAAAAGAGUCCUGGGCGAGGCGGGAUGUAGCGUUUUUGUUUUUUCCCCAAAUACAUUUGUUGUUUCCAGGCCGUGUGAGGAUUCUCUGAGCAGCAGAGGAGGGGCUGCCGCAGACAGGGGUUUCUGUUGGCUGGAGCCAGUACCCACCGCUCAAAAGUUAGGGAAGAGGUAAAAUCCCAGCCAAGGUUUGUUCUUUAUUUAUUUCUGACGAGCCGCUCCUCUGUCUGUCACUUCGUGUUGCCAGCGAAGCGCCGGAGCUUGGCUGCGCGGGGCCGUGGCGGGCUCCCCAGUCUGUUCUGCUAAAGACCGAAUAAAUUGAAUGUGGUUUUAUAUCUGAAA
This is a messenger RNA of Athene cunicularia (burrowing owl), 1438 nucleotides long. RefSeq names its product TATA-box binding protein associated factor 9b (gene TAF9B). Gene Ontology annotation, biological process: RNA polymerase II preinitiation complex assembly; DNA-templated transcription initiation. Gene Ontology annotation, molecular function: transcription coactivator activity; RNA polymerase II general transcription initiation factor activity; protein heterodimerization activity. The transcript is spliced from 6 exons. Gene Ontology annotation, cellular component: SAGA complex; transcription factor TFIID complex. Lineage: Eukaryota; Metazoa; Chordata; Aves; Strigiformes; Strigidae. The record is from RefSeq and is a predicted model, not a curated record. Bases 1 to 732 code for a protein of 243 amino acids.